This is a messenger RNA of Adineta ricciae, 357 nucleotides long. The record is from the annotation of a GenBank genome assembly. Lineage: Eukaryota; Metazoa; Rotifera; Eurotatoria; Adinetida; Adinetidae.
AUGCUAAAUCUUAUGCCGUACAAUAGUCACGAUAACAGACUGCACGCCCAGGUCGAACAAUCCCAUACUCGGCUCCCAUCGAAUCCCAUCGGAUCCAAUACAGAAUUUUAUCGGAUCCUACAGGAAUUCGACGGAUCCGAUGAAAUCCUGGUGACGGAAUCGCAUUGGAUUCCGACGGUCUCGGAUCCGAAACAUGGAUUUCCUGGAUUUUCUAAGGGUCAUCAUAGAAUNGUGCAGUCUAUUUGGAUCAGCGAUAUGUUUUUUCUUUUCUGCGCUGCUUCCUCUGUUCGCCGUUGCGUUGAUUAUCGUCGUACUUAUUUUCGUAGUUAUGAUGGUAUUUUCCGGCGUUAUUGUUGA